AAAUAAAAAAAUAAAAAAAAUAAAGAGAGAGGGAACUAAUUAGAAAAAAAAAAAUGAUAAAGCUAAGGCCAAAAAUGUUCUCUCGGAGCAGCUCCAAGCCAAGUGUCGCCGGCGGCAAUGGUGGUGACGCCGCCAAUACAGGCGGCAGAGCCACCGCCGAGAUUAAAUGGGAAGUAAGGCCAGGUGGCAUGCUCGUCCAGAAAAGAGAGUCGAAUAAUAAUGAAGAAGGGGUUAUUACUAUUAGAAUCUCCACCGUCUCAAAAUGGCAUGAUAUUUCAAUUCAACCAACUUCAACAUUUGGAGAAUUGAAGGUAUUGUUGUCGUUGUUGACAAAUUUGGGGCCCAAAGAGCAAAGGCUAUUGUUCAAAGGAAAAGAAAGGGAAGAUCAUGAACACCUGCACAUGGUUGGAGUUAAGGACAAAGACAAGGUUCUCAUGUUGGAGGAUCCGGCCGUCAAAGAGAAGAAGCUCCGCGGGCUGGCCCGACCCGAAUUCAUCGGACCGCAUAAUUAUCGUACCAUUAGUGCUAAUUAAUUUAUGCAAUAUUUUUAAUCAAGCGUAAUUAAUUGGUAGAUUAAUGUUUUAGCAGUCUAAUGAUUUGAUAUUUGCUUAUGAAAUGUGGUGAGGCAAAUAUCAAUUCAUCAACUUGCUGACUUAAUUAGGUGAGAAUCAUUUUUUUUUUUUCGAAGAGUACUUUUGAAUUAAUUAUGAGAAUUGUUAUAUAUUUUUGACAAUAUGUUUAUUUUUCUUUUUAAUUCAUCCCUGUCAAAAGUCACUAAAGUAUAUAUGUAG
Striga asiatica is the source of this 791-nucleotide messenger RNA. NCBI's taxonomy places the organism in Eukaryota, Viridiplantae, Streptophyta, Magnoliopsida, Lamiales, Orobanchaceae. The record is from the annotation of a GenBank genome assembly.